AUUAAAAUUGAAGAUUCACGUUCUCCCAGACAUUCAAUUUGGUUAUUUUUGUUCCAGCACACUCGUAUAGACCAGGUUUGAAAAAAAAAAAAAGAAGAGGAUUCAAUAUUUCAAUCUUCAACUCCAAGGCGAGGCGAGAGUAUCUUAUUGCCUUGCUUAUCCAACCCAGAUUUUCUGCAUUUGAAAAUGAAGCUAAUACAUUCAGUAAAUUUGAUCGGGAAAUUGGAUGACUUGCAUUCUGAGUUUGUGUUUCGACUCUGUUUUGAAGUUACAGUGUAGAUGGAACUUGAACCCAGUAAUCAACCCAAGCAAGAGCGUUCAAGGACAAGAUGGACAGCAUCCCUUGACAAGAUAUUUGCAGACCUUGUUGUCAAGCAGAUUCAACUGGGAAACAGACAAAACGACGUUUUUGACAAGAAAACCUGGAAUCACAUUCGUGAUGAGUUUAACAGGCAAACAGACCUCAAUUUCAACAAUAAUCAAUUGAGGAAGCAUCUAGAUGUUCUUCGGACACGCUUCUAUAAUUUGAAAUCUACUAAUGAUCAAAAUAAUGGCUUUGUAAUAGAUGAUCCCGGUUACAUUGGCUUCGAACACUGGGAAGACAUAGUGGCACAGCCUAGGAAUGAAACAGUUAAAGGGAAAGAUUGUCCGAUAUAUGAGCAACUCUGCACAAUAUUCAUAGACUCACCCGCCGAUGGGAAGUAUGCUCAAUCUAGUCAUUAUGAAGAGAUAGAUAAAUCUGUCGGUAUUGACGCUGCUACUUUGACUUCAUGUCCAGAUAUUGGGGUCUCACAUUAUGAAAUUCUAUCAUCAUCAAAAUUCAUUCCAGGGAAUAUAUCAAAUGUUGAGAAGGUAACCAAGAAUUCUCUUGAUAGGAAAAGGAAACGUCCUAAUGAAACACAAACUACUAGUUUGGAUCAAGACACAUGCAAUGCUAUGGCAGAAGCUUUGUUAGAGAUGGUUGCUGUUUCAAGAUUAAGGGCAGUUGUGUCAAAUGUAAGUGAUGAUAAAUUUUCCAUAACAAACUGCAUUAGGGCUCUGGAUGAAAUACAAGGCAUUGAUCAACAAGUUUACUUUUCUGCACUGGACCUCUUUGAGAAUCCUAGUUUAAGGGAGACAUUCAUUUCUUUAAAAAGUGUCAAGAUAAGGUUGACAUGGUUACAAGGAAAGUGCAGUAAAAGUUCUUUCCGUUAGUAAAGAUUUAAGCCAUUUUGAAGUUGGCUUCAUUUACUUAGGCUAUAGACUGAUAGUAUACCCUUCUUUUUUGUUUUUCUGUAAGUAUUUUUGUUUUAUCUCUUGCAACCCUUCAUAAAUCAUAACUGUUUAUUACAAGUGCCAUUUAAUCAAGAACAUGAUUACCGUAUCAUUGAUACCUGUUAAUUACAUGUAAA
Messenger RNA from Cicer arietinum (chickpea), 1391 nucleotides. RefSeq names its product L10-interacting MYB domain-containing protein-like. Lineage: Eukaryota; Viridiplantae; Streptophyta; Magnoliopsida; Fabales; Fabaceae. The record is from RefSeq and is a predicted model, not a curated record.